This is a messenger RNA of Exserohilum turcica Et28A, 884 nucleotides long. RefSeq lists its product as uncharacterized. Gene Ontology annotation, biological process: intra-Golgi vesicle-mediated transport; Golgi organization; protein transport. Lineage: Eukaryota; Fungi; Ascomycota; Dothideomycetes; Pleosporales; Pleosporaceae. The coding region runs from base 8 to 862 and encodes 284 amino acids. The transcript has 2 exons. Gene Ontology annotation, cellular component: COG complex; membrane. The record is from RefSeq and is a predicted model, not a curated record.
GGCAGCCAUGAGUCAAUUCCAGUUUGGCGAGGCCUCGCGCUCGGCUUCCAGCGACGAUGACGACGACAACAUCGCCUCCCUCCCUUUUGCGACGCCGCUCCGCCGCUCAGACUUCCUUGUCCCGGACUUCUCCCCCGCGACCUAUCUUUCCACCCUGCACAACAGACACCAGACGCUCGAGGACCUGCGCUCCGAACUGCGCGCGCGAUCGCAGCUCCUCUCCAAAGAGCUCCUGGACCUGGUCAAUUCAAACUAUCAGGACUUCUUGAAUCUGGGAAACAGUCUGCAUGGCGGCGAGGAAAAGGUCGAGGAGGUGCGAGUGGGUUUGUUGGGGUUCAGGAAAGAGAUUGAUGGCUUGAUGGGUGUAGUGGGGCAGAGAGAGAAAGAGGUCGGCGAGCUGCUAGAGGAGAAGCGCGACGUUAGGCGCAAAAUUGAGGUUGGGCGACGGCUCAUAGACUACGAUGCUAGACUCAAAGAAUUGGAGGCUGAGCUCCUGAUAGACACUCCUGGACAAGAGGCCACGAACCUGGCAGGCGAGGUCUCGGAUAGCGACGAGGAUGAAGACGAAGACGAAGAAGAGGAGGGCUACAGCGUUUCUGUCGCAAAGCUAAGACGAAACGUAGUACAGUAUCAGCUGGUGUUGGGUUUGGAGAAAGAAUUGGGCGAACAUCCAUUUGUUGCGGCGCAGGCUUUGAGGAAAACAAAGGUGCGGACUACAUUGCUGAUGGAUUUGAGUACGGCACUCCGGCAGGCUAAGAGAAAGGGAGCGCAGGGAGCAGGGCGCGUCAUGAAGAUCAUGAAGAUAUACGGAGACAUGGACGAGUCGGCAGAAGCAGUCAAGGUCCUCAAAACACUGAAAUAAUCAUAAUGCGCAUAUUUGACAC